AUGCAUUAUAUGGGAAAUUCACAAAAAGUUCGUCUGCUUUGUUACUCCGUUAUGAAGUUAUUUUUUAUCAGAAUUUUUUCAAGCAAGUUGCAGAUGUUAAAGCCCGACUCCAUAUACAACCUACAAUGCCCCUAUGACGUCAUGGCCCUUCUGAAACAAGAGCAACGCUUCAAAGUUCUCGAGAAUUUAAAGAAGGAGUUGCUUGACCAUCGGGUUCUUAUGGAGAGCCAGGAGGAAAAAGACGAUGAAUUCGAGAAAGAUUUCUACGCCCUGGACGAGAACUGCAUUCUGGCCGGCAAGCCUCUCAUACAUUUCAACCUGUAUGACAGCACUUGGAUCUCGCUCGACAAUAAUAUAGAGAAAAACUACGCAACACUAAGCCAGGCUAUGCUAGAGUUGGCGAACAUUAGGCGUCGCGGAACAUUUCUAGCAAAUAGUCCUGAGCAACACCGAUCAAUCAAGAAAACCAGCGACAACAACAACAAUAAUAACAAGAAUCAUAAUAAUAAUAAUAACAAUAAUAAUAAUGAUAAUAACAACGGCGACGAGGGUUACAAAUCAGGAGCGGAAGUAGUGCCGGAUUGUUCGCAGUACUACCAUCUGGAUUAUAGUAUAAACAGUUUUGAGCAUUUGCACAGUAUGAAGCAGCGGGAUAACCUAACGAUACCGAAGGAAUCGAACCUGAGCGAGUUGUAUCCAUCAUUUCAGGACAUGAACCAACUUGCUACCUACCUCGACCAACAGCUCAGAAUUGACCCAGCAUCAUGGCUACACUACUCAAUGGCUUCGUACUACUGGCGCAUGAGGGGUAACGCUUCCCAAGCUGUCGAGUGUCUCAGGAGGGCUCUGCACCUAGCCCCGAGACAAUUUCGCGACAUUCCACUAUUGAGUCUGGCGAACGUACUGCACCAGUCGCACUGGCCGAGAGAUGCCGCUGUGGUCCUCCACGCUGCCCUCGACGCCAACAACUACUGCGGGGCUUGCCACUUCACCCUCGGGAACGUCUAUGCCGUUCUAGUUGAAUUCAACAAAUCUCUAACCUGCUACGAAAAUGCCUUUCGGAUCAACGAAUCAAACAAGGAGGCCAUAGCUAGAAAGAACGCCAUUCUAUGUCAUUCUAAACUCGAACUGCUUUUGGAGAAUAAACAUAGAUCUCUACAGAAAACUCUCGAAGACCUGAAACGCUACCAGGAGAAGCACGAAGUUUGGCAGCAGCAUCACAGGAAGCUGAUCACCGAGCAAGCCUUCAUGGACGAGAGAAUCAAGCAGAGACUCUUCUACGAUAUCCUCUCGCAGCAGCAACAGCAUCAGCAGCGUCACUCAACCAGCAAUGAAGCUGCUGCUACUGCUGCUACUGCUGCUACUGGAAACAGCAGAGAUACCCAAACGUCAACAUCAACUUCAACCGGUGAUAUGAAAACAGCUGCCAACAACAACAACUUGGAUGAUGAUAAAUCAGGUUUUGCGAAACAGCAGCAACACUUCAAAAUAACGCCGAACAACAACAACAACAACAAAAAUAUUCACGACUACACUGAUCUUCUGCAACAUAGGCUGCAUGAAAUCAACAAUGAACAUAACACUAUCUAUAAGGGGCUAGAAAUCGGUCAGGCCCACCCCUUCCCCUGGUACCCACCGGUCUGCUCGUCAUCGUCGUCGUCACCGUCUGCCGAUUUUCCGGAAGGUUCCAAGACGUACGAUCACCUGUCGGCUGUUCGUGACCGGGCUCAACUGAGAGUGAAGCUGGAAGAUUCAGCCAUGAAGGAGAACAUCGGCCCAUCAUGGCUCCUCUACAACAUGGCGGGCUUAUUUUGGCGUGUGAUGGGAAAUCCUCUGAACAGUAUCGAGUGCAUUCGGUAUGCACUGCAUCAGGCUCCAAACAAUUUUAGAGAUGUGUCCAUUGUCAAUCUGGCCAAUGUCCUCUAUCGCAUAGGCCGUGUCAAGGACGCGGUCAAGGUCAUGAAAGACGCCCUCGCUAUCAAUAAAUACGAGCCUAACUCGCUAUUCUUCAUGGGCAACUUACUGGCCGCGCUGGGCAACGUCAGUGGAGCCAUCAACUACUACACCGAAUGUUUGACCCUUGACCCCACCUACCAAAACGCCCUCAAAAAUCUCAGGGUCAUGAUGUGCUAUCAGAAGUUUCAUCAAAACAGGCAGACGAGUCUAGACAGAGAUGAUGAUAAUGAUUCUGGCGCCAAAAACUAUAAAUAUGCCGGUGGUAGUAGUAGUAGUAGUAGCGAUGGUAGUGAUGAUAGCCACCUUAGUAGCAGCAGUAGUAGCGGCGGCGGUAGUAGUGGCUAUAGAGGUAACGAUAUUCGAAAGUUUUGGCAGAACGUUAAAGACCAGAGAAAGGUUCACAAGUGGAAUCUGGUUGAAAUGUGUUCUCAGGGCUCUCCAAUGAAGAAACCAAUAAGAUUAAUGAAUCAUCACCACCACCACCAUCAUUAUCAUCAACAUCUGCAUCAACAACAUCAUCAUAAUCAUCAUGACUCUUGCAAAGUUUGUGGGGGUGGUGGGGGAAGCCCAGGGAGUGGUGGAGGGGGGGGCCCGACGUUCGAGCAGAGGAUUUGCCAGGGUCUGAAACCGCAUCACUACUUUGAGGAAGUUGAUGAGGAUGAGAUUGCCAGGAAAAUGAUGGGUUCUUGUGAUUUUGAUCCGUUCGUGCCACACAGACAUACGCCAAACAGUAGAAGUGCUGAUGGUAAUGAUUAAGAAACUUGUCCAGGGGUGUUGAAUUUGAUUCCAUCUAUUUAAAAUCUGAAUUUAAAGAAGGAAGAAAUACACACACAAACAAACACACAUACACAAACACACACGCUGCUUUAUAUAUAUACAUAUAUUUUGAUAUCUUUUGUCAUUCACAUUUCAUUUUCCAUUAUCUGUGACUGUCUUCGCAUUGAUGAAAUAAUUUUCAUUAUACGACGGCAAAUAUUAAUUAAAUAAAUAACUAAUUAAUUAGUGUUAUUGGUGAUGCUAACUGACACUAACCGAUAGAAAGGAUAUUUUAUUGAAACGAUAAAUAGUUUUUAUUAAAGAAUGUUAAAUUUUUAUUUUCAUUAUUUUUUCAAAAUUAUUAUUGUGUCACAUCAAACAGUGUCUUAUGAUAAAUAAAUAUAUAUACAUAUACAUGGAUAAACACACACAUACACACACACGCACAAAUGAAUAACUAACCAUAAGCACGUGAACUGCUAAAACAUAUUACUACUAUUUUUUUUACCUUUAAUUCCUUGUUAGCGCUUAUUUAAGUUAAGCUCGGAAUUUUAUUUUGACGCACGCACACACAUACGCACACGCACGCGCACAUUCACACACACACACUCAUAUAUAGUUUUUGAGUUUUAUGCGUAAAAAAGUUUUUUAAAGUAAACGAUUUUUUCCUCUGUAUAUUAGAUGAAUGGUGAUAUUUUAUGAUUUUCUAAGCCUACCCAAUUAAUUAAUUAAUUAAUAUUAAUUUAUUUUGUUAUUGAUUCAUUUGUCUUUUUAAUUUUUUUGGUUAAUUUUUUUAAGAAAAAAAAAUAAGAGCCUGUCUUGUAUUUUU
Helobdella robusta is the source of this 3541-nucleotide messenger RNA. RefSeq lists its product as hypothetical. The record is from RefSeq and is a predicted model, not a curated record. The transcript is spliced from 18 exons. Lineage: Eukaryota; Metazoa; Annelida; Clitellata; Rhynchobdellida; Glossiphoniidae. Gene Ontology annotation, cellular component: actin cytoskeleton; cytoplasm. Gene Ontology annotation, molecular function: protein binding. The coding region runs from base 1 to 2712 and encodes 903 amino acids. Gene Ontology annotation, biological process: actin filament polymerization.